UGUAGCCUAGAUUUCUCUGGACAGGCGCUAUGGCAAAAACGUGUUAAAAUACGCGCUGCAAGACACACCAGCAUGCGGUCUCCAAGUCUUUCGCUCCUUUCCUGUUUGGGACAGUCAGAACUGUGUCUUCCUCGCUCUAGGCGUUGUUUCCCACGCGAGGACCAUCUCUCGUUCACUGGAAUUUUAUCUUACGGGAUUCAUUCAUCAGGCAAUCAUCUGAAAUUACAGGAAACCUAGAGUGUAAACUCGGGCUUUGGAAUACAAAUCGGUUACGAGCGUGUGACUGGAUACAAAAAGAAAACCUCCCGUUAUUUUCAGAGCUAUUUUGGGUCACCGUGCUGCUUUUAUUCCGAAGACAGAAGCGGAACAGCAGCCGGGAGUGUUGGAACCAUUGUGCAUCGGGCACCACAUUGCGCGCUUAAAUGGGUACUUUUGUCCAUGCCUUUUGUAUUUUAGGGUGCUGCCAAGACAUUACGAAUGGACUAACAACAAAGGAUGAUUGCAUUUUUUAAUGCGUCGGACAUGGAAGAGCCAUUGCUGGAAGAGCAGGUGGAUAGAUAGGUGCUACAUUAUCACACGAGAAGCCAACAAAGAAAUCACGGACAUAGUAAGAAGACUGAAGUAUUGCAGCAACUCCUUUCUUACCACAAUGUGAAACUUCCUCGGGAAUACAUUGGGCUCUAAUUGGAAUUCCUCAACAUUUCAUAUCUUUAUUUUUAGGCAAUUAUUAUUAGUCUUAGAGUGGUCCGUCUGUGGAUUGUUUUUCGUUUGUUUGAUUUUCAUUUUUGUGCGUAACCUGCUCGUUUUGAAAGCUAUUUUGACAAGAGUAGACUAGUUUUUUAACCAUUUUGAGUUUGAUUUUCAUCAAUCGCAAACAUGCCUGAAGCUCUCUCCUCCUCCCAAGCGCUGUACAUCGGAAUGGAGGUGGUAAUUGCCGUGUCCUCUGUCAUCGGAAACGUGAUGGUCGUUUGGGCUGUAAAAAUUAACAAGUCGUUAAGAGACACCACGUUCUGUUUCAUCGUCUCGCUGGCCCUGGCUGACAUUGCGGUCGGAGCUUUGGUCAUCCCGCUGGCCAUAACCAUUAGUAUCGGACUUCAAACUCACUUCUACAGCUGUCUCAUGGUGGCGUGCACAGUGCUGGUACUGACGCAAAGUUCCAUCCUUGCCCUCCUAGCGAUUGCUAUUGACCGCUAUCUCAGAGUCAAGAUCCCGACCAGCUACAAGCGGGUGGUGACCACGCGGCGUGCGGGCGUGGCGGUGGUGGCGUGCUGGGCGCUGGCCCUGCUGGUGGGCCUGACCCCCAUGCUGGGCUGGAACAACCUCAGCAACCUGCGGCGACGCAGCAACGGCACGGACAUGGGCCCGGACAUGGUGAUCACCUGCCAGUUCGAGAACGUGAUCAGCAUGCAGUACAUGGUCUACUUCAACUUCUUCGGCUGGGUGCUGCCGCCCCUGCUGCUCAUGCUGGCCAUAUACACCGAGAUCUUCUACAUGAUACACAAGCAGCUCAACAAGAAGGUGAGCACCAGCCACACGGACCCCAGCAAGUACUACGACAAGGAGCUGAAGCUGGCCAAGUCGCUGGCGCUGGUGCUCUUCCUCUUCGCCGUCAGCUGGCUACCGCUGCACAUCGUCAACUGCGUGACGCUCUUCUGCCCGGCGUGCCACAAGCCCAUGCCCGUCAUCUACGUGGCCAUCCUGCUCACGCACGGCAACUCGGCCGUCAACCCCAUCAUCUACGCCUUCCGCAUCAAGAAGUUCCGCACCGCCUUCCUGAAGAUCUGGAAGCAGUACCUCUGCUGCAAGGACACGCCGCCCCUCGACACGCAGCACAGCGAGAGAUUCAACCACCACGACGGCAACGGCAACGGCCACGGGGCGCCGGUGCCGCCAGGGCAGACGAAGACGCUGGCUGCCGCCUCACCGGCAACCCCGACGAAGCAGCCGAUUUCACCGCAGCAGACAGGGCCGGAGAAAGACCCGGCGGUGGGCCCGAAGAAUGACACGGAGAAAGGGCCCAACUCGACAGAGAACAAGCAGGUGUCGUCUGACUCGGAACAGCAGCCAGACAUGACAACUCGGAAUGGGCCAGGACUAGGGGAGCCACUUGAGCAGAAUAGCGUAUGAGGACUGGUAUGCGGAUGGACAUACAGCGGUUGGAUUAGUGCGAUGAACAAGAAUACAUAAAUAAAAAGCCCAUGUACAGUAAUAUGUAUAUAUUAGCCUAAAUUCAUACACACACAUACACACACACACACACACACAUGCACAAACAAACAUACACACACACACACACACACAGUGACCUGGGGUCCGUUUCUCGAUUCUUGUCGUUGCUAACCGUCUUAAGACCGUCUUACCAUUCCCUUGGAUUUAGUGGUAAGCGUCGCUGUCGAGAGAGACUUGAGUCGCUCUUACGAAGGACGUUGCUACGGUCGUUAGCAAAGACGCUUUCGAGAUACGGACCCCUGAUGUACAAUUACGGACAAAAACACAAACAUGCUUACUUACAUUUAUACACAUACACAUACACAAAGAAGAGAGAGUAGUCGUUUUGAAUGUACAUCAGAGGUUAUCAAAAUGCUGCUGACUGCAAUUCUUGGCGUUGCAUAUCAGGGUGUGGAGCUCCAGGGCACUAGAGAGGAGAAAAAGGAACUUGUGGAAACUUUUAGAACACUGGCACGGAAUAUUACCUGGCAGCUGAUUCUAGAACACUUCUGCACCUGUUCAUGGGCAGAUCUGAGGGUACGUCUUUCCUUUGAUGUCUUUGACAAAGAGCCACAAAUUGCCAUUGAUAUCACUGUAAACAUACUGUAUAUGUCUUUUACAAACUGGAUGAGUUACGGCUUCUCUCUGAUAGCCAACUACCCUGAAGGAUAUAUUAUGAACUUUGAGAUGCAGAGGGGAAGAAACAAGACAAAAGAAACUGGAAUUUUGUUGACCUUUUAAUGUGCAAUAUGCUAUUAUACAAGGUUUCUGAUAUCUACAUAAUGUGUCAUCGAAGGGAAUAUACUCUGAAAAAGAAAGAUCACUCCAGAAAAUGUGAAUGUAAACAUGAGUUUUUUUAAAUGCAAAAAAUGUGGUAUAUACAGUACAUUAAAAAAACAAAAACAUCAACAACAACAACUACGAUUCAAAAACUGCUCGUCCUACCUUCACAGCAGACUAGAUAUAGAUACUGUUGCCUAACGAUAUUGAAAAAAAGAGAAAAACACACACAUCCGUCUCAUAAAGAUUGGGUGCAGGACUUGCAAAAUCACAUGAAAACUGAAAGUAAACCAUGCUCUGUGGCACCAAGCUCCCGUUUCUCUUGUUUUCAUUUGACGUUUCUGAUGGCCGAAACAUCACAUUGAUAUAAGAGAAACGGGGUCCUACCAUGGCUGAUAUGGUAGGGCACACUAUUACCACUCGGCCGGCCCGGGUUCGAUUCCCGGUCCGGGUCAUUUGCCGGUCCUUCCCCAUCUCUCUCUCCCGGCUCACUUCCUGCCUCUAGUUUACUAUCCUGUCUCACAAAAAAUACUUUAGAAAAAUAAAAUAAGAGAAACGGGAGCUUGGUGUCGCGGACUUUACUUUCAGUUUCCAUGCCUAACGAUACUGACCCACAAUGCCAUGUGGACUGGACUGAACUGCAAGAGGUCGAGAAGGGGUCUCUCUCUCUGCUGACGAGUACGGUUACUAAUCCCCUCAUUGAGUUUUUGAGCCCUGUGAUGAUCCUCAGCUCCCAGUUUACACACAUCCAUCAUGGAAGAGGUGACACAGGGUGUGUGUGUGUGCGUGUGCAGCAUGUGUGUGCUUGACCAUGACCGUGAGUGUGCGCAAAGUACAUGUGUACGUGUGUGUUUACAAAGUGGAGGGGAGAACUUCUUUUUAAAUGAAAGCGCACAAAAAUAC
Molecule: messenger RNA, 3891 nt
Organism: Engraulis encrasicolus (European anchovy)
Lineage: Eukaryota; Metazoa; Chordata; Actinopteri; Clupeiformes; Engraulidae
Gene: adora1b
Product: adenosine A1 receptor b
Exons: 3
Coding region: 877-2127 (416 amino acids)
Biological process (GO): G protein-coupled adenosine receptor signaling pathway
Cellular component (GO): dendrite; synapse; plasma membrane
Molecular function (GO): G protein-coupled adenosine receptor activity
Source: RefSeq, a predicted model, not a curated record